Myripristis murdjan (pinecone soldierfish) is the source of this 4832-nucleotide messenger RNA. RefSeq names its product LIM and calponin homology domains-containing protein 1-like. Gene Ontology annotation, cellular component: stress fiber. The transcript has 23 exons. NCBI's taxonomy places the organism in Eukaryota, Metazoa, Chordata, Actinopteri, Holocentriformes, Holocentridae. Gene Ontology annotation, molecular function: myosin II head/neck binding; actin binding. The coding region runs from base 329 to 3325 and encodes 998 amino acids. The record is from RefSeq and is a predicted model, not a curated record. Gene Ontology annotation, biological process: regulation of focal adhesion assembly; positive regulation of stress fiber assembly; actomyosin structure organization.
AGCGCCUGGUUCGUGUUGCAGUGUCGGGACUCGCGGGAGGCUCUCUCUCUCUCUCUCUCUCUCUCUCUCUCUCUCUCUCUCUCUCUCUCUCUCUCUCUCUCUCCCUCUCUCUCUCUCUCUUUGCAUCUCUCUGCCACAGCCCGAGCAGCACCGGAGCGCUAACCUACGCACCGCAGCGCUGAGUAAAAACAGAAGAAGAAGAAGCGGAGACGGAUAACGGAGAGCGGACAGCAUCUGACGGGAGCUUCAUCACACAUCACGCACCACUUUAUCCACGUCGGACAGGCUCUCCGGUCCUUGAAAACGCUCUGCCCGGAGUGUGUCGGCGAUGGCCAGUCCCGCAGCAGAUCGAGCAGCCCCGGACACCCCGCGGGACGAGCCGGAGCCAGCGGAACCGAGCCAUCCCGAGCCCGCCUGUCAGGAGGCACAGAAAUGGAUCGAGGCUGUAACAGGGAGGAGCUUUGGAGACAAGGACUUCCGCAGCGGAUUGGAGAAUGGCAUCCUGUUGUGCGAGCUGCUGAGUGCCAUUAAACCAGGGCUGGUCAAGAAGAUCAACAGACUGCCCACUCCCAUUGCAGGACUGGACAACCUGACAGUGUUCCUGAGGGGAUGCGAGGAGUUGGGCCUGAGGGGCUCCCAGCUGUUCGACCCAGGGGAUUUGCAAGACACUUCAAUACGAGCUAACCUCAAGGACUCAGACUGCAACAGAAAGCUAAAAAACGUGCUGAACACAGUGUUCUGGCUGGGGAAGGCUGCGAGCGGCUGCACCUCCUACAGCGGGCCUACACUGAAUCUCAAGGAAUUUGAAGGGCUGCUUGCUCAAAUGAGGAUGGAGAGUGAGGAAGGAGGAGACAGCACGCAGCAGCAGAGUGUGAGAGACAGCGGCUAUGACUGCUGGGAUUCAGAAAGGAGCGAAUCUCUCUCUCCACCGAGACACACUCGCGACAACUCCCUGGACAGUCUGGACUCCUUUGGCUCCCGCUCCCAGCACAGUCCAUCUCCUGAUGUGGUGAACCGAAGCAACGUCGAUGGGCGAGGCAGCGACUCGGAGGCCGAUGGCCCUAAUAGGAAGCCAGAUGUGCGGAAGGACGACAUGUUGGCGAGGCGGACUGCCAGCACUGAAUCAAGGAGCUCCAUUCCCUUCAACCAGUUUCUUCCCAACCGAACCAAUGCCAGCUCCUACAUCCCCACUCCACGACGUAAACCGCGUGCAGAGGAUGGUGAGCAGCGGAGGAUGAGUCGACGAGUUGCUUUUUUGUCUGAGGACACUGAGAGUGUGAGUAUGGGUGACAUGCAUAACGAAGAGGAGGUGGGGCAUAUGCCGCCACUAAGCCAAUCACGCUUCGAGCGAAUGCACGAGCAUUACAACAACUGUCAAGACGAGGACCAGUGGCAAGACGAUUUGGCUCGCUGGAAGAGUCGCCGCCGCUGCGCAUCACACGAGCUCAUCAAGAAAGAGGAGGAGAGGAAGAGGAUGGAGAAAAGGCUGAAGGAGGAGGGAAGUGACACCAACAAGAGGAAGAGCAUCAAGACCUACAAGGAAAUUGUGGAGGAGAAGGAGCGUAGGGAGGCAGAGUUGUGUGAAGCGUACAGGAAGGCAGAGACUCCAGAGGAAGCAGCCAUGGUUUUACAGCGCUACGCUCUUCGCUUCACCAUCAGUGACGCAACCUUGGACAGCCUGAAACUGCCUAGAUCCACCCCCAAACCCAAAGUGGAGCAAACUCAGGUGCUCCAAGAGCACAAACCCACUCAAUCCACUGUUGACUCUGAGACCUCAGACCUUCUGCACAAACCAGAACCAACCAUCACAAUGGACCAGCAGCACAAACCUGAAGAGAUCGGUGGAAAUGCACAAGAGAGAUCAGCUUCCUUUUCCUCCAGCACCCCAGCACUUAACAAUCCCCCUGACACCACCAUCACACACUCACAACACACACCACCUCAAUACCAAGAACCCAAUGAACCUCAAACCCAACACAAAGAGUCUCCAACUACAAACCAACCACCGCUUUCAAAAGAUACACCCCCUCAAGCCAAAGAAGCACCGCCUCAAACUGCACAAACACCGCCUCACUCUGUGGAGCCUGUGCACACACAGCCCUGCACCACUGCACCCUCCAGACCCGUCCCGCUGCUCACAGCCAAGCCCUACUGUCAGCCCAGGAACACACACUCGGGACACAAAUCUGUCAAGCUGGAUGGGCUGGUGCGUGUUAACGGGGAGGUGACAGAGGAGACGCCCGUGUCCCCAUGUCCCUCUUCUCCUCUGCGCCUCCCAGAGGGCGACAUAGAUGCUCCCUCUGAGCUGCUAACGACAACAAGUCAGACAACAGCGGAGCAGUCACCACGCCCGCACACGGAGAAAGGGACCGCAUCGUCAGGCUCGGCCAUCAGCUCCCUGAUCGGAGGCCGAAACUGCAUCAUCACAACAACGAUUGUGACAGAGCUCACGCAGACUCACGUGGAGCCACUCCCCUUGGAGAUCCAUAGCAACGGACAGGUCAAUGGCACCUUGGGGUUGUUAAGGAGCCCAGCGGAGGAGACAGAGGCUGUGACAGUGACAUCGCCCAACAACAUCCUGGCGUAUUCUCCCACCGUCACAGAGGGCCUUGAGGAGAGCAAUGUGACUGAGCAAUACCAGAGAGAGCAAGAGAAGCUGAAGGAGGAGUGGGAAAGAGCACAGAUAGAAGUGGAAGAGGAGGAGAGAAGACAUAAUGAAGAGGAGAGACGGAUUCUGGAGGAGACUGCGACCCCCCUCAACCCUUCAGGCUUGUCCAAUCAGAAAGGGAUGAUGUCACCACCUGAGCAGAACCACAAGGCAGAAAAAGGAAAUGUUUCCACGCAGCAGAACGGCCAGAAAGUCUCCACGGGGAGCGAGGAUCAGCACGCCUCCAAGCUGCAUUUCUUUCAGGAUUCAUCAUGUGAUGGUGAGCCCUCAAAAAAACAGGAGCUGUGGAAGACGGCCUCUCUGGACCGCAACUCUCCGCUCACUCAGUCCAGCUCUGUUAAAAGGUCUGGAUCACACGACACUGUCAUAGGAUCAGAGCAGUCCUCUUCAUCAUCACCUCAGCCUUCCUCUCCAAGCAGAUGUGUUAGUGGGAAGAGACUGUGUUCUGGUUGUUCUCAACCACUUGGAAAAGGAGCUGCCAUGAUUAUUGACACACUGGGGCUGUUUUUCCACCUACAAUGUUUCAAGUGUGGAGUGUGUGAUGGGCAGCUGGGUGACACCACUGCAGGGACUGAUGUCAGGAUUCGUAACGGACUGCUGAGCUGUAAUGAGUGCUACAUCGCAUCGCGUGGUGGAGGGCAGCCCACCACGCUAUGAUAGGCUGUACUUGUACUGGAAGCCCCGUGGUCACCAUGGUGACCAGACGGAGCAUACUCUGGAAUCUUGAAUCACUCCGACAUUCUGGAAUUUCUCUGGAACUCUUCUGGAAUCAUUUUGAAGCUUUGGAAAGGCUUUGGGAUCUUCGGUUUUCCCGUCUGGAAAUGCACAGCCAGCCUGUGGGACGUUGCCGAAAGUGAAACGGGGCUUUGGGACACAACGUGUGGACAAACAUGACGUGCUUGCACAUGCAGUUUAAACAUACACCCGCACAUCUCUUUCAAAUACUUGUAGCAUGGACUUAAUCUGGAAUCCGUUCAGUGAGUUUAGGUCUUUGUUCGUCCGUACUGAAGCACAGUCACGAGACUGUGAAGGUCUGUUCUGCCACAAGCUGAACAUGUUACGCUAAAAGCUACACACUACCGUCUUUAACACAUUGGUUCCUAAAUCUGUGUGUUUACAGAGAUUCAUUAACCCCUGCUUGUGCACUGAUUAUGUGACACUACUCUCUGAGUGUAUAGUAAAGUGAUUUGAGUUGAAUAACCUUAUGUAGCUUGACCAUGAUAAUGCCUUAUUCACACCUUCCAAUUCUUUCUUUUUCUUUUUCUUUAUUUGGUUUUGUGUUUACGGUUUUGCAUGAAAGAGGAACAUACAUAAUGUGAGUUAUUGUUAAUGUGCUCAGAUGGCAUUGUGUGAGUUUGACUUUGGUUAUUAUUAUCUUUUCCUCAGUGGAACUAUAUGACUUUGGUAUUUCUUCUUGUCUUUUUAAAUUUAGGGAGCCCAGUCACUCUUAACUGUGUGUCCGGCGAACUUACACAAGCAUUUUCUUUAUAAUCAAUUUUACAAGAAUGGAAGUGCAUGUUAGUAAUGAUAGCUGUUCUUUGGGUUUUAAAUAUUUUCCCUUCAAGAUGUUUUAGCUAUUGUUUAUUCUCAUAGCUUCAUUGCAUCAGAAUCAGUGCCUUAUGUUUUGAAUGUGUGGUUAGUAAACGUGCGGGGGUAUUUCAUACUCUCUCGGACCUCUGGGUCUAGAAAUGUGUAUGUGUGUGUAUGGUGAUGCACGUACAGGUAUGAAUGCAGUGUGUGUGCUGAAUUGACUUUAAGCACAGUUCCAUACCAGCAAAAAAAAAAAAAACGUGUUAAUGGAUCAGCCUCUAUUACUCGCCUCUGAUUUUCUUCCACCCCUAACCCAUGAACUAAACCAAUGACAAACUUAUUUGCUGCUUCCCAAUCAAGUAUUCCCUAUUCUCUGUCAGUCAAGUUAUCUCCUGCAGUCUCUCCUCAUCUGCCUCCAUCUCAAGCGUUGCCUCCCCAGAGUGUGACCUUCUCUCUCCUCCUCCCUCUACUCGUGUCAUCGCCUCUGUCCGGAGCGGAGGUCAUCAGCGGUUUGACCCUCGACGUGUCUGUCGAGGGCUGACAGCCUCUAUGUCACUUAGAGGAACGGAGUGUGUUCAGUUCAUUGGCUUUUAUAGCAAGUGUAUGUUUAUCAAUAAAAUAUUUUAAACAGAAA